Leucoraja erinaceus (little skate) is the source of this 1744-nucleotide messenger RNA. RefSeq names its product SHC-transforming protein 1-like. Gene Ontology annotation, biological process: intracellular signal transduction; cell surface receptor protein tyrosine kinase signaling pathway. The record is from RefSeq and is a predicted model, not a curated record. Lineage: Eukaryota; Metazoa; Chordata; Chondrichthyes; Rajiformes; Rajidae. Gene Ontology annotation, molecular function: receptor tyrosine kinase binding. Gene Ontology annotation, cellular component: plasma membrane.
GUUCUGUUUGUCAGUCGCUGCUUUGUGCUUGUCUUCCAGUACAUGGGUUGUGUGGAAGUACUUCAGUCGAUGAGAGCGUUAGACUUCAACACCAGAACGCAGGUGACAAGGGAGGCAAUCAGCGUGGUCUGUGAAGCAGUGCCCGGAGCAAAAGGGGCGAUGAGGAGAAGGAAGCCUUCCAGCCGUUCCCUCAGCACCAUCCUGGGCAAGAGCAACCUGCAGUUUGCCGGCCUGCCCAUCACCCUCACCAUCACCACCAGUAGCCUCAACCUUAUGGCCCCCGACUGCAAGCAGAUAAUCGCCAACCACCACAUGCAGUCCAUAUCGUUCGCAUCAGGAGGUGAUCCAGACACGGUCGAAUACGUCGCCUACGUGGCCAAAGACCCCGUGAAUCAAAGAGCGUGUCACAUCCUGGAGUGCACGGACGGGCUGGCACAGGAUGUGAUCAGCACCAUCGGGCAGGCGUUUGAGCUGCGCUUCAAGCAGUACCUGAAGAACCCGCCCAAGCUCGUCACACCUCACGACAGGAUGGCGGGCUUCGACGCCUCGGCCUGGGACGAGGAGGAAGAGGAGCAGGUGGACCACCAGUACUACAACGACUUCCCCGGCAAGGAGCCUCCGCCCGGCGGCCUGGUGGACCAGCGCCACCGAGACGGGGCAGGGGGAGGGCGGCACGGGGCACGGCAAGUCUCACCGCAGCCCCCGAACCACCUGGGAGCCACGCUGCCCAUCGGACAGACGGCGGGGAAUCUUUACGACGACGUGCGCUCUGUCGAGUCACAGAAGCCACCGUCCAGCGUACAAGGGAGCGGGCAGCAGCGGUUUGCAGCGGGCGGGCUGCCCAGCGCGAGGUCGGGCAGCCGCACGGAUCUGUUCGAUGACCCGUCGUACGUCAACGUGCAGAGCCUGGAGAAGGGCAAGGCUCCGUCGGGGACCGGCCACACCAACGGCAGCGCCCAGAAGGACAUCUUCGACAUGAAGCCGUUCGAGGACGCGCUAAGAGGCCCCCAGCCGACCCCCCUGGCCAGCAGCCCCCCCUCACACAUCACGGCCUCUAUGGAGGAGCAGCUGCUGAAGGAGGCCUGGUACCAGGGCAAGAUGAACCGCAAGGAGGCGGAGAAGCUGCUUCGGGCCAACGGCGACUUCCUGGUCCGAGAGAGCACCACCACGCCGGGCCAGUAUGUGCUGACCGGGCUGCAGAGCGGCCAGCCAAAGCACCUGCUCCUCGUCGACCCUGAGGGCGUGGUGAGUACGGACGAAAAGGACCACAAGUUUGAGAGUGUCAGCCACCUGAUCAGCUACCACAUGGACAACCAGUUGCCCAUCAUCUCCGCGGGCAGCGAGCUGUGCCUGCAGCAGCCCGUGGAACGAAGGCCGUAGCAGGGACGUUGCCCCGGGACUGAGCGGGAAGGGACAGACAGACAGACAGACGCUUCCCGCCGGGCCCCCGCAGUUGCUGCUAGUUUGUGAACAGCUUUUCCCUUCCGCCCCGGGCAACGUUCCGGGCAGCGCUCCGGGAAUCCGGGAAUCCGGGCCGACCCGCACAGCCGGCAACUGUGGACACACGACCGCACGGCAACGCCCCAGCAACCGUGGUACGCCUCUCCCACCGCAGCCCUCUCUCAUCACCGCCACCACCUCUACCCGCUCAAUAUGGCACCUUCAUUAUCACCCUCACGGGGGUGUUGGCAGAGCUGGUCCCUCUCUGUCUCUGUCUGUCUCUCUCUCUGUCUGUCUGUCUCUC